This is a messenger RNA of Malassezia vespertilionis, 528 nucleotides long. RefSeq lists its product as uncharacterized. The record is from RefSeq and is a predicted model, not a curated record. The transcript is spliced from 2 exons. The coding region runs from base 1 to 528 and encodes 175 amino acids. Lineage: Eukaryota; Fungi; Basidiomycota; Malasseziomycetes; Malasseziales; Malasseziaceae.
AUGGCGGCGGUGAAUCCCGUGCUUGCACUGGUGAGCCGAGCCGAUGCAUUGGCAAAUGGUGCGUUUGGAGCGCGACUUAUGCCAGGUUUUCAGCAUGUGUAUCAGCAGAUGCUCCCUGUCGUCGACGCCGUUGCACAGCUGCACCCCGACGAUGAGCAAUGUGAGCCCUAUGUCCGCAUUAUUCGCGACGGGCUCAUGGCGAUGGAGCAGCACACGGAGGAAAUGGUAAACAUGCUGUAUAAUGUAGACGUACUGACCGCCCCAUCGGCAACGCAAUCCGUCGCUGGCUUCAACCCCCAAGAAGCCCUCGCGCACAUUUCCGAUCUCUUCCACGUGCGUACGCCAACGUACUUACGGCAGAGCUAUCAAGCAGAGCUCUUGGUUAAGCGCGAGUCUUUCGCAGACUAUACGUGCGAGGAAAUUUCACCGGCGCAAUUUGCACAGCAAUGGCGCACCUUGAACGAAGUGGACCAUGGACGCAAGCAAGAGAUGGACGACCUUGCAGACUUGCUGGCCAACUUUGGGUAG